Xiphophorus maculatus (southern platyfish) is the source of this 2581-nucleotide messenger RNA. RefSeq lists its product as uncharacterized. The record is from RefSeq and is a predicted model, not a curated record. Lineage: Eukaryota; Metazoa; Chordata; Actinopteri; Cyprinodontiformes; Poeciliidae. Bases 95 to 2164 code for a protein of 689 amino acids. Gene Ontology annotation, molecular function: ubiquitin-protein transferase activity. The transcript has 15 exons.
UUCUGCUAAACCUGGAAACUUCCAUCGUUUGAGGCUAAAACUUCAACUGGGGCAGAUUUUAAGGAGAAACUUGGAUUUGUUUCUCUGGAACAGGAUGAAGCUUUGUGACAAAAAGUCGGCGUUGCUGGGAAUCACAGAAAACAUCGAAAUGAGGCUUUUCUCUUUAGAAGAAGAAACUGGGAUCAUAGCGACGCAGGAAAAAGAAGAGAACAAACAAACCUCUGAACAGACCCAGAGGUUCCGGUACCUGGAGCAUCCUCUGGCCCCUGACCUGGAGGAAGAGGAGGAGGACGAUGACCUGCUAGUCGAGAUCAAAACCAAACAACCAGCAGAACCAAAAACUGGACCUCCCGUCGUCAAGGAGACUUCUUAUUGUUCGCACAUCUUCAACAUAACAGACGACACACACAUCGAGAUGGAGUCUUUUCCGCCCAUCAGGCUUUCUGACAUCGAGCUGGUCGAGAUGAAAUCCGGCAGCUCUGACUGCGCCGCCCCGUCAUCCUUAAACAAACCUCGUCACCUUAAAUGGAAGAAACUGAAACCACAGAAGAGCAGACAUGUGGUUAAAGACGUGAUCUGUCUCCCAAAGGAAACGUUCCUGGAGCAGCUGGACAGUAAACAAACGGCUCCCCGACAAGCAGCCCUGGCGGCUCGCAUCACGGUCGACUCCAGCUGGUCAGCCAAUCAGAUGCAGAGUCGCCUGGCGUCGCUUUUUCAACCGCAGUUUGUAAAGAAACCAGGACAAAAGUUUUCCUUCACGUACCUACAGAGUGUGCGGAGCUCCAAGGUGCUGUUUGUCCCUGAUUCUCCUGCAGAGGGCUGGACCGGAGAGCAAGUCCUCCGCACCAGUGAACACGGUGCUUUGUAUAUAUUUAGUCACCACAGCUAUGAACAGGCACAAUAUGAAAGCAAAGCAUCCGUCUUAAAAAGGAAGGAUUCAGGGUCAAAGGUCAGCAGACGGAGUCCCGGUCCAGUGGGACAGAGGCAGCCUAAUGUCUGCCGGGCUCCAGAGAGGCUCACCCUCAACCUGGACACCAUUCUGAGGUUAUUGAGACUAGAAAACACAAACGCAGAAACUGUCCUGAAGGUGAGCAGAGGAGACGUCCUUUCUGCUGCGCUGAAGGAGGUCAGGAAACCAGGAUUCUGCUUCAGGUCCAAUCCGGUAGUUUCCUUCAGCGGAGAGGAGACGCUCUGCCAUGACGAAGCUCUCGGAGAGUUCUUCAGGCUGACCCUCCUGGAGCUGCAGCAGAGUUGUGUUUUUGAGGGUCAUCCGGAGCGUCUGUUUUUCACCUAUGACCUCACAGCGCUGGACGACGGGUUGUAUUACGAAGCGGGCGUUCUGAUUGGCUGGUCGCUGGCUCAUGGAGGACCUGGACCGUGCUGUCUGCACCCGGCCCUCUACCAGCUGAUGUGUUGCCAAAGUGCAUCUCUGGAGAAUUUUAACUGGAGGGACGUCGUUGAUGCUGAAGCUCAACUCCGACUGCAGGAGCUGCAGAGCUGCAGCGAUGUGCAGCGUCUCUCUCCCAGCCUGUGUGACUGGCUGUCCGGCUGUGGGAUCCAUCCGGCCUGUUCCAAACAGAUUCCCGCCGUUUACGCCCGCUUGGUGAAACACUACGUCUACCACAGGGCGGCCAGUAUGAUCUCCCAGUUCCUGGAGGGCUUGAACAGCUGCGGGGGUCUGUGGGAUCUGGUGAAGUCGCACUGGGAAACGUUUCUGCCGGUGAUGACCAGUACGGAGCGGCGGGCGCCGAGCCUGGAGGCUUUCAGACGCCUCUUCACGUUUUGCUUCAGCGAUCCGGACUCUGAGCUGAGGGGAGCUGAGGAAACCACAGCGGCUCAGUGGGAAACCGUCCUGAGCAUGGUCAGCGACGGUGAAACGUAUUUUUCCUUCGAAGACCUCCUCCUCUUCAUCACAGGAACCAAUCAUCUUCCUCCUCUUGGUUUCCCCAAAUUCAUCUCUCUGCGUUUUUACUCACAGGACUCGGUCUCGUCCGACCCGGUUCUCCCUCACGCUUUUGAGGAUUCUCUGGAGCUGUUUCUGCCCAGAGGAGUCCCAGAACCUCUGGACCUGUUGGUGCUGCUGAACAGAACCUUACACAGAACUCUGGAUCAAAGAUGUUUGCAUGCAGGCGGAGAUAUAAUCUCUCCUGAAAUUAUGACAUAGUUAUUAUAAAAGGAAGCAAACGGACAUCUUGGAGCAGCAUGUUGUCUGCUCAACGCAUUUAAAGUGUUUGACCUUCGGUUCCUAUAAUCUAAUUUGAUUUUGAUAAAUUGCUGACGGUGUCCUGCUGUUUGGAUUGUUUUGUGUAUUUUGACAAACCCUGGAUGAUUCAAGUCAUUUAUCUCAACAAUAAAAAUGUUGUUUAUAUACAUAAUCUUGUAAUUUACAGUGAAAUUCUACAGAUGGGAAUUUGAAGAUGGUCUACAUAAAGUUUUAUCAUUUUUAUUUUAUUUUUAACAUUUAAUGUAUAUUUAAUUCUUUGCUCCAAAGUACGCUUAAGGUUGCAAAAAUAUUGUAAUAAAGUUAAUUUAAGGUAAAUGAUCUGCACUUUGCAUGAAUAAUUUUAACAAACGAACAUUG